GAGUAUAAAACGCCAGCUCCCUCUCCCUCAGCAGCAUUGUCCAGCACUGUCCACUGCUCAAGCCUAGUCAAGGAACACCGCUCAUUCCACUCAAAACACAGCAAUGGCAGCAAACGUGAAGUCCAUCCUCCUGGUCGCACUGGUUUCACUGACCGUGGUGACAGCUUUUGGACCAUACGGUUACGGCAGCCCGUACGGCUACGGCGGCUACGGCGGUUACGGCGGUUACGGCGGCUACGGCAACAACGGGCCUUAUUCUGGCUACAACAUGCCAUAUGGCCUCGGUUUUGGCGGCAACAUGUACGGCGCUGGCUACGGUCCCAGCUAUGGCUACGGUCCCAGCUAUGGCACUGGCUACCCAAGUUACCAAGCUCCAACCGCCAAAUAUUACGGUGCUACUCUUGGCUAUAACAGCAAGAAACCAAGAAACUACUACAAGGGAUAUCAUUAAGGGGUUAUUCUUUGGGAUCACCGUUUUCGUGCUGGGGUCGACGUGCUCAGAAGAAAGGAGAGGGAGAGAUGGAGAGAAGAAAGAAGGGAAGAGAAGAGGGCUGAGACCACCGGAAACGACGACGGCGUGACGCUUUUUCGACAUUCCAUCGGAAAUCAGAACACAUUGUGUAUAUAGACGCAUUGUUGUCAAAGACAUUAAGUUGAUUAUUUAUUUUCAAAAUCAUUUAAUAAGCCAAAUAUUUAAAAUUGAAAAGGACUGGAGCACUUCCCGAUGACUAUCAAAGUGAUGACACCUCCAUUCUCAAUGUAUAACUGGCAGAAGUUUGUCCAACAUAUCCAAAAUAAUCAACACUUACAGCUUUAAUGUGCAAAACAAAAUGACACCAUCGGUGUACAACAAAUGAAUAAAUCUAUUUUAUGUUGUAUUUAUAAAUUU
Messenger RNA from Lingula anatina, 889 nucleotides. RefSeq lists its product as uncharacterized. The record is from RefSeq and is a predicted model, not a curated record. Lineage: Eukaryota; Metazoa; Brachiopoda; Lingulata; Lingulida; Lingulidae.